Messenger RNA from Schistosoma mattheei, 2690 nucleotides. Lineage: Eukaryota; Metazoa; Platyhelminthes; Trematoda; Strigeidida; Schistosomatidae. The record is from the annotation of a GenBank genome assembly.
GAAGGAAUAAGCAGAUUGGUUGAAACAGAUUUGAUAAUGAAGAUGAAAGUAAGCUAGUUGAAUUUCUACAUUCGGAUAAGUUGGGUAAAAUGGAGAUUUAGUAAAGCAGAACUUCACCUUUGGAGAAAUGGAUUUAAAAUACUGUUUUAUAUUACUGUUUGGUAUCAUAAAUGAGAUACUACAAGUCUCAGGAAUUGCACCUAAAGGUCAUCCUAGAGAGAUGAAAACAAAAUCAGUGGAAAAAAAUCUUAUUAGAAUGUUAUUAAAUCGAUAUGAACAAUUUGGUGUAAUUGGACGACCAGUAAAUGACAGCAAAAUUAAAGUUGAUGUUCGUUAUGGAUUACAACUUUUCCAAAUUUUGGAUUUAGAUGAAAAUAAACAAAUUUUACGAACUAAUUGUUGGUCGAUGUAUAAAUGGACAGAUUCUCUUCUUCGUUGGAAUGAAAGUGAUUAUGGAAAUAUCAAAACAGUUCGAAUAUUCCCUUCACAGAUUUGGACGCCGGAUAUCAAACUGUAUAAUUUUGCUGAUGAACGCUUACGUGAACACAGAGAUGCUCGUGUUGUAGUGUCAAGUAACGGAGAAAUGUUAUGGGUUCCACAAGCACUGUUUAAAAGUACAUGUGAAGUUGAAAUCACAUAUUUCCCGUUCGAUACACAAAUAUGUAUGCUAGAAUUUGGAUCUUGGACGUACGACAAAACACAAAUGGACAUAUCAUGGUGGAUUCCAGAUUCACCUCCCAUAGAAGAAAUGCCAUAUUUAGAUUUCUCAGAUUACGUACCAAGUAAUGAAUGGCGUACCGAUGGUGAGAAAGAACGUGAAGUACACCAUGUCAACCGUACUUUACAAAUUCGAUCGGUUAAGAAACAUCGACGUCGAAGUCAAACUGUUGGUAACGAAGUGAUCACAAGAGAAUAUCCAGUUUUACGAUAUUUAAUACGUUUGAGAAGGAACCCGAGUUUUUAUGUAUUCAUGUUAGUGAUUCCAUGUGUGUUGUUAUCAUCUUUAACAUUGGUUGUAUUUUGGUUGCCUCCAGAAUCUCCAGCAAAAAUGAUGCUUGGAAUGAAUAUAUUUGUGGCUUUUUUUGUCUUAUUAUUACUACUUGCUGAGUCUACACCAAGUGCCGUGAAAAAUUUUCCAUUGAUCGGUGUAUUUUUCUGUUUAAAUAUGAUCAUGAUCACUUUAUCAACAUUUUUAGCCACUAUGGUAAUCCAUCUUUAUUUUCGUGGUGAUCGUAAAGGUGCAGUACCAUAUUUUCUACGUCGAAUUAUAAUAGAAGGGAUUGGGAGACUAACAUUAGUAAGACAAAGAAUCCCACUGCCAGAUGUAAAGAAUUCAAAAAGGAAUGUUUUUGCAAAACAUCACAGAAAGACUCUUAUCUCCCAAAUAUCUCCUGCUAAAACCAAACAGGCUUAUCAAAACAGAUGUAAAAAUGAACAAAACAGAUAUUUUGGGGGUGGAUUUUUCCCGCAAUGUAGUGAAUCAGUCAAUCAACCUGCUUGUGGAGAUCAAUAUUUGGAAAAUGUCACCACUAACUGGUCUGGUUCAAAUGAAUUUCAAACACUUAAAGAAUAUUCUGGGAAAUCCUGUCCACAUAUGAUGAAAACGUCAAUCAAACUUAAUCAUCGAAUACCGGAAAUUUUACAGCAAAUUAUGCAUAAUGAUAAUAAUAUGAAUAAUUAUCCAUUCAGAAUGAUAAACUAUGAUGAAUCAGAAAGUUUUAAUUCGACCACUACACUUGAACGUGAUGUUAGAGAACUGAAAAAAUAUGUUAAAAUAGUAGUUAAUCGACAGAAAGAAACAACUCAUAAAAGUUUAAUAGCUAUGGAAUGGCGUACUUUAGCAAUUGUUUUAGAUCGUUUAUUUUUCUUCAUAUAUAUUACUACUAUUCUCAUUGCGGUUGUUGUUUCAGUACCAUAUAACAUCGAAUUAGAAAUACCAGAAGAAUUUCAAGAUUCAGAAGAACGAGUAAAAAACUGAUGAGUUCUUUUUUGAGGAAUAUACAUUAUUUGGUAAUUCAUUUCCUUAUCAUUACUAGAUUGCGAUUUUUUGGAAGGAAUACAGAAAAACACAACUAUCACAUCGUCUUUGCCCGUUAUUUGACUUAUUAAAUAAUACAUGAUGGUUAAAUUCAUAUAUAUAUAUAUAUAUAUAUAUAUAUAUAUAUAUAUAUAUAUAUAUAUAUGAAAUUAUCAUUUUUCCACCAAUUACAUUAAAUUGACUUACUUUCUUUUUCCCAAUCGAAUUGAAGAAUUCCCACAACGUGAACAUUUUUAUUCCUGAUAAGCACUUUUAUAAUGAUUUAUUUUUCUUUAAAAUGCUAAGAAUUACAUGUGCUUUUAUUAUUAAAAAAAUUGGACAUUUUUAUUCUUAAAACAACAAUAUGGAUUUAUCGAUUGUAGGAACUAAGUAAACAUCUAAGUUGUAGUUCUGUUUGUUAUAAGGAUAUAAUAAAAUCGAGAUUAUCUAAUUGGAGUGUUUCGAGUUGUUGUGAAUUGACUUGAGUGAGUCAAGAGGAAUUAAGCGAAUUCUCAUCCUAGAGUGAAAUACUUUAAGGGUGAUUAUCUAGAGCCCUGAGCUGUAUAAAACUCCGAACUUUUAGGUCUCGAGACGAUUUCUUCCGACUAAUAUUUCGCUACCGAUUCCAUCUAUCAACACCAGUCAACGGUCCCAACCGAAGCCUUAUGUAAUU